This is a messenger RNA of Ornithorhynchus anatinus (platypus), 776 nucleotides long. RefSeq names its product mediator complex subunit 11 (gene MED11). The transcript is spliced from 3 exons. Bases 93 to 446 code for a protein of 117 amino acids. Gene Ontology annotation, cellular component: mediator complex. Gene Ontology annotation, molecular function: transcription coregulator activity. The record is from RefSeq and is a predicted model, not a curated record. Gene Ontology annotation, biological process: regulation of transcription by RNA polymerase II. Lineage: Eukaryota; Metazoa; Chordata; Mammalia; Monotremata; Ornithorhynchidae.
CUGCGCGUUCGACUGGUUCUGCUCGUUGCUCUGCGCAGGCGUCGCCGUCGGGUUCCCGGGCCGCUCUGGAGCUCGGACCCGGGCGUCGCGACAUGGCGACUUACAGCCUCGCCAACGAGCGGUUGCGGGCCCUGGAGGACAUCGAGCGGGAGAUCGGCGCCAUCCUGCAAAGCGCGGGGAACGUGAUCCUGGAGCUGUCCAAGGAGAAAGCCAAUGAACGGUUCCUAGACCGGCAGGCAGCGGCCUUCACCUCCUCCGUGCAGCGCGUGGAGGCCGAGCUUUCCGGCCAGAUCCGCUACCUCACCCAGGUGGCCACGGGGCAACCCCACGAGGGCUCCAGCUACUCGGCCCGGAAGGACUGCCAGAUGGCACUGAAGCGGGUGGACUAUGCCCGGCUCAAGGUUGGCGAGUUGGCCUGCACCUGCGAGCAGAUGCUGGACAUGUAGGUGGGUGGGGAGGGACCCCCGGGUCCCGUCCACCCCCGGGCAGAGCCAGUUCCAAAGAUAGCUUGGAGUGGGCUAGCGGCUCCCUCGGACGGGAUGCCAGAGACCCCGUCCCAGUUGGACAGAGGUGAGGCUUGGGGGGCGGGGCCUACCCGAUGCCCCUUCCCUCUUGGACCGAGCUCAGGUUACUUGGACCGAGAUUGAGCGGGUUACUUCUCCCCGGUACGGACCAGAGGCUGAAGAGCGUCUGGACCAAAGCGCCGCCGAGCCUGACCCCUGUCCUGGGUGCCCGGAGGCGGCCCGCUGACCGGUAAUAAAAUAGGUGUAGCCAGG